Calidris pugnax (ruff) is the source of this 1082-nucleotide messenger RNA. RefSeq names its product alpha/beta hydrolase domain-containing protein 14B-like. Bases 291 to 923 code for a protein of 210 amino acids. The record is from RefSeq and is a predicted model, not a curated record. Gene Ontology annotation, cellular component: cytoplasm. NCBI's taxonomy places the organism in Eukaryota, Metazoa, Chordata, Aves, Charadriiformes, Scolopacidae. The transcript has 4 exons.
GCCCCGGGCCUUGCGCUCGGUGAGGCGGUGCCGCCGCUGCCCCCCCUCCCCUCCCCGCCCCGCCGGCCUUUGGACCCGGGGCGCGGCACCCCCAGCCCCACGGGGAACGGGAGGCGAGCGGCGGCCGGCUCUGGGGGGUGAGGAGCAGUGUCAGCAUCACAGCCCGAUUGCCUUUCUGCCACCGCUGGGCCUCGACGCUGGGACAAGGCCCCUCACCCAUCCCACUAGGCCGCACCGGGCCCGUUCCCACCUCUUGACGUCCCCUAAACAGCUGUCCCAACGCCCCAGGCAUGGCCACCCCGCAGCUCACCGAGAGCACUGUCACGGUGGAAGGCCAGACCCUCUUCUACCGCCAAGCCCAGCCGGCCCAGCAGGCGCCAAAGCUGACAGUGCUGCUUCUGCACGGCAUUCGCUUCUCCUCCGAUACCUGGCUUCAGCUGCAGACGCUUGCCAUGCUGGCUGAAAACGGCUACCGAGCUGUGGCUAUCGACCUGCCGGGGCUGGGCCGCUCGAAGGAUGCUGUGGCUCCAGCACCAGUGGGUGAGCCCGCGCCGGGGACUUUCCUGAAAGCGGUUUCGGAGGCUCUGGGCCUGGGUCCAGCUGUGGUGAUCAGCCCAUCGCUCAGCGGCAUGUACUCCCUGCCCUUCCUUCUCCAGCACAACCACCUGCUCAAGGCAUAUGUGCCCGUGGCACCCAUCUGCACCGAGAAAUUCACAGCGGAGCAGUACGCCCAGAUCAAAACGCCCACGCUGAUUGUGUACGGGGACCAGGACGUGGAGCUGGGGCAGACCAGCCUGAACAACCUGCGGCACCUCCCCGAGCACCGGGUGCUGGUGCUGCAGGGCGCCGGACACGCCUGCUACCUGGACAAGCCCAACGAGUGGCACCGUGGGCUCCUGGCCUUCCUGCAGCAGCUGGAGUGAGCAGGAUGGGCUGCGUGGAGGGGCCCGUGGGGCUGGGGGAGGCGGCCAGCCCACCCACCCCUCCACUUGCCUACACACCCUUGUGCCAACCCAGCUGCUCGCCUGGCAUCCCCACCCAGGCUCCCUUGGGACCAAAUAAAAUGCCAAGCUCUGCCACCA